Messenger RNA from Sesamum indicum (sesame), 978 nucleotides. NCBI's taxonomy places the organism in Eukaryota, Viridiplantae, Streptophyta, Magnoliopsida, Lamiales, Pedaliaceae. The record is from RefSeq and is a predicted model, not a curated record.
AUGAUUGAAGAAGCUAGCAGAAAUGCGAUCGUCGCCUACGAGAGGAAGACUGGUACUCUGGUGGAAAGGGAAACUACGAAGAAGAGGUUAUUUAAAGACCUAGAACAUGUGUCUGAGGGAACUAGUAAGAAGGUAACAGUCCCCAAGUACCAUGCCCCCUCAGAAGUCGGGUCUAGCAGUCGGGAUCGAAGUCACCAAAGGGGCCUAGCUAUUUCGAGGGUUGAGGUGGACAACGUGAGCAAACAAAUAGCCACGCUAGGGAAACAAAUCGAUGAACUCAAGAAGCGUGGGGAAAUAGUUUUCCAUAACCGAAACUCUCCUUUUUGUAACAAAAUACUUACGGAGAAGGUCAACCCAAGCUUCAGGAUGCCCGAUCUCCCGAAGUAUGAUGGAACCAGAGACCCACAUGAGCACCUGGCCGCUUUUGAUAUGGUAAUGAACCUUUACGGGCAACCUAGCCCUAUUACAGCUAAAUUGUUUGCUACUACUUUAACAGGGAAGGCUCAGGAAUGGUUCACGAGUUUGCAUCCGGGGAGUAUAGAAUCGCACGAGCAACUUGUGCAAAAAUUCACAUUCCAUUUCGCAAGUAAGAGGAAGCAAAAGCGAUCUGCCACACAUCUCUUCACUAUACGACAAAGAGAGAAUGAAACAUUGAAGAGUUUUAUGGGGCGCUUCAACAACGAGACGUUGGAGGUACAAGACCUCCGUAUCGACAUGAUGAUCAGCAUUCUUAUUCAUGGAUUGAAAAAAGGAUUCUUCGCAUCCGCUUUAGCUCGAGACCCUCCAACAGACGUAGAGCAGCUCAUGGCGAUGGCACAAAAGUACAUAGAUGAAGAAGAAAUGAACGUCAUGAAGGAUGAAGAGUGGAGGUAUAACAUGGAUCGAGGUCGAGAUCGGGAUCGAAAGGAUAGAGAAAAGGAACCACGAGCAAGAGUCGAGAGAGCUCGAGAACCCCCAUAUCAACCUAAGUACACCUAA